AAUUGUUCCGAUUAAACAUUCAAUGGUAAACUUACAACGAUCUCUCUUACGUGUAGAAAAUCUACAUUGUUCAGUGAACCGACGAAACAAGACGGUAAAUUUGCAGAUGGUUAAUGUUUGCAGCUCGAUAACGAAGCAAAUGAUAAUUAAGUCUAAAAGACAACAGGAAUGUUUUUAAUGAAGAUACAUUGAUUGAUCUUUACCAUCGCGUCAACGAUAUAUUUAUAUUUCUACGAUAAUUCUAGUCGGACAUCCAACUAAGUAUGACUAAAAAGAUCUAAUACAGAGUAAUUACAAUUUCCGCAACUCUUUUAGAUCGUCGAAAUAAAGGAAGAUUUAUAACUCGGAAUGUUUUUCAGUCUAUACAAGUUUCGCAGUCUUCCUUAGAUCAAUUGUGUGUGCGUUGAAGUAGAUAAUCGAGGACGUAAUUUAUUUUUUUCUGGAUUAUUUAAAUAAAAAAAAAAUACAUUGGAAGGAUCAUGGAGAAUCUACAAUAUUUCAUCGGCCACAUAUGGAUUAUUUAUGCUCGAGAAGAUUUAAUUAAAAACAAUAGUAUUCCUCCGUUUUAAACUAUAUUUUAAAAUCAUUGAAAAAAAAUAGGACCAGGACAUUUAUUUAAAAUAAAGGUUUCAAAGAAGCUAUUUUGUAAGAUAAGAACAACUUGUGUCAGUGCUUCUACUUUUUAUCAAGAUUACCUCCAAUAUAUUGAGUCCAGCAAGAUCUAACAGUCAUCAAACUCUAUCUCGAAGAAGAUUGAUGCAUCCAGGAGGUGAAUCGGCUUGCGAGAGCCGCGAGAUGGACCAACUCGCGUACGUCUGCACUUCCGGUGGCGGUUAAAAAAGGAAAUUAAUCGCGACGGAAGCCAGGGAAGGCGGUAUGAGAGCCGCGAAGAAGUGAUCGGCGAAGGUGGUGACGCCGAAGACGUCGGUGAUCGCGUCAAGAUGACGUCACCGAUCCUGGCGUUGCUCGGCUUGAUUCUGGCGACCGCCGGCGCUGAGCUGAGCUCAAGGAUCGUCAGGACUAAGUACGGCGAGUUGUCGGGCGUGAUCGUUACCCUCGAUCGGAACCUCGAGGGUGUCGAGGUGUUUCGCGGCGUGCCCUACGCCUCGCCGCCGAUCGGCUCGUUACGCUUCAUGCCGCCUGUCAGCGGCGCCCUUUGGUCCGGCGUGAAGGUCGCCGAUAAGUUUGGACCCGUCUGUUCCCAAAAGCUACCCGAGAUCAACGAUAAGAUGCCCAAGGGCAGGGCGGAGUAUCUCAAGAGGCUGCUGCCCUACCUCAAGAACCAAAGCGAGGACUGCCUGUAUCUCAACAUUUAUGCGCCGGUCCAAGCCGGCGCGAGGGACGGCGGCGGCAGAAGAUAUCCCGUGAUUGUGUUCGUGCAUGGCGAGAGCUACGAAUGGAGCAGCGGAAAUCCUUACGACGGCAGCGUCCUGGCGAGCUAUGGAGGCGUCGUCGUCGUCACCAUCAACUACAGACUCGGCAUCCUGGGCUUUCUAAACGCCAACACAGACUCGCACUUACGCUCGCCGGCGAAUUACGGCCUGAUGGACCAGAUAGCGGCGUUACACUGGGUGCAGGAGAACAUCGCUUAUUUCGGCGGCGAUCCGAAAAAUGUCACGCUAGUGGGACACGGCACCGGAGCCGCCUGCGUUAACUUCCUGAUGACCAGCCACGCGGUACCCGAUGGUCUGCUAUUCCAUCGAGGUGUCCUGAUGUCCGGCAGUGCACUUUCACCCUGGGCGUUAGUGAGAGGCGCCGCCAAUUACGCCAUGCAGGUCGCCAAACACCUAAAUUGUUCGUCGGCGACGGGAGAUCCUCAGAACCUGCUGAGGUGCCUGAGGGAUGUAUCCUUGAACGAACUGGAGUCGGUGCCUGUUAAAGGACUAGAGUUCGCGCCAGCCUUCGGUCCAAGCAUAGACGGUGUCGUAAUCGAUCCCGGCGAUCCCGAGGAUCAGGACUACACCCUGCAAGUCGACACGAUCAAUACGCUCAACAAUAUCCUUCUGAGGAAGGAUGUCGUGGCAAAACUGUCGAGAUACGACCUGAUGGUGGGAGUCGUUCGUUCGGAAGCAUAUUUUUCCUUAACCGCCGAUGACGCUCAAUAUGGGAUCGAGGCUGACAGAAGGACGAGGAUCCUGCGCGAAUUCGUGCGAAACACGUAUACGUAUCAUCAGCCAGAGAUCCUGGCGACCAUCAUAAACGAGUACACGGACUGGGAGCGACCUGUCCAACAUCCCGUUAAUAUUAGAGACGAGACCCUAGAGGCUCUGGGAGAUGCGAAUGUCGUCGCCCCAGCGACGAGAACUGCGGAUCUUCACAGCCAAUCUCAUAGAAAUUCCUAUCUAUACGUCUUCGACUAUCAAACGAAAUUUGGAGACUAUCCUCAGAGGCCGGGAUGCAUUCAUGGAGAGGAGCUGCCAUAUUUUUUCGGGGCACCUUUGGUAGGAGGCUUGUCCCACUGGCCAAAGAAUUAUACCAGAUCCGAAAUAGCGCUCUCCGAGAGCAUGAUACUUUAUCUGACAAACUUCGCACGCACCGGGAAUCCGAACGAGGGCACUCCCGAUCCUGGGCCCCUCGGCUCCAGACCGGAAAGGACCAAGGUCAAGAAUAUCGAUUGGUUCGCCUACGAGGCCGUUCACAAGAAAUAUCUGAGCAUAGAACUCAACAAGUCGAAGUUGAAGAAUCACUACAGGGCUCAUCGCCUGUCUUUUUGGUUAAACCUAGUGCCCGACCUUCACAAACCCGGCUCAGACGACGUUCCUAGGUCGCAUCAUUUGCUCGAUGCGGAACAGAAUUUUCUCCAGGUGCCACCCAGAUUUAUUCAGAGACUGCCAACAACCGCGAGAACAACCACUUUGGAGGUAACUUCUAUAGAGAGAUCCUCGUCCAACGUGUCGACGGCCACGCCCAGCGACGUAGCUUUCGAGGAUACCACAGCGCAACCCGAGGACGGUUUUGCGGCUUAUUCCACAGCCCUGAGCGUGACAAUCGCGAUCGGUUGCAGCCUACUGAUCCUGAAUGUACUCAUCUUCGCCGGGGUAUAUUAUCAGCGCGACAAGAGCAACCACCAGCAUCAGGGCUGCUCGAAGAAGCGCCAAGAGAAUGGCCAGAUGCCCAACAACAUUUGCGGCGAGCUGGAGACCAAGACUGCCGAACGCCAUCACAUUCAGCACAUACCGCCGCCGGAGUUCGCCGAUCUCCAGAACAAUACUUGUCACGUGCCUAUGCCGCCCCCGCCGCCCAAGAACACGAAGCCCGGCAAACCCAGCCAGAAUCUCAUCAUCAGUCCCAAUCAACUUCAGCAGGAAAGCCUGGCCAUGAGCGGCACCGGGACCCUGAAGAAGGGACACAAUCAUCCCCAGGUUAUGGAAGAGCUGAGAGUCUGACUCUAGGAGACAGCGCGGCCGAUGAAUUAAUAUUCUACGCCGCGAGUUAGAAUCCCGAAAUCGCCGAUCGUCAAAAAUCAUUUUAAAAUAAAGUUUUCAUUGUCAGUUUGAUAAUGAACGUCACCAAGACUCUAAAGAUGGAACACGAUCGUUUUUCAGGUGAUGAAAAGAAGCUGAGAACCGGGCUAUAACGGAUACCAAAACUUUUAGAUUAAGCUUCUGAAAUCGUCGAGAGUUUGAAGUUGUCCGGCGUUAUUCGUCAUCGGUCUAAUUGCGAAUGGAACCCUGAAGAGAAAUAUGACAAGAAAAUUAAGAUCCCGAAACGAAACAUGAAGUCAAAAUAAGGAAUCAUUCCGAUAAUAAUGUUCUCCGUGACACUCGAUGGCAAACGGGAUAACUCUAUAAAAUUUUUCUCGAAACGAUCGUGACUUUGUCGAUAGAUAGGAAGUGAUAAAGAAAAAAAAAAGCGAAUGAAGGACCUUCAUUGUUAUGCGAGAAGUACGUGUUAAUGUGCGGCGACGUAGCUGAGAUUUUGUGCCCGGAAGUCAAAUCCGCGCUAGAGGCUUUUGUAUAGAGCCAAAUAAGACUGCGGGAUCCGAAAAACUUGGGUCCGGAAGCUUUGCUUCCGUUCGCUAUGUCCCCAUGUUAGUGGCGACGCUAUACUGUUAUCGUUUUCUACCUUUCGAAUUUGUGCGACCAACUGCCGAAAAUUACAUAGUCUUUGACGAAAUAUGCGCGUUAAAUAGAACUCUUCACCUUCGAGAGAAGAGAAUUUUGGAAUAAUCUUUCUAAGAAUGAUUCCAAAAAUUGUUCAUGUAUCGAAUCAACGUUAAUUUUUAUUAAUAUAACGCACGAUUUGUUUAAUUACUUUCUUUAAGUUUUGUCUACACAUUUUGAUAAAUAUUUUUGGUUAUAUUACUUAAUUUUAUUAUUUAUCUUAUAUUUAUUUUAUUUUAUUUUAUUUUAUUAAUCCUAUUUUAUUUUGCUUUUUAUUUUAUAUUUAAGGAUUCAAAUUGUUGAACAUUAAUCCCUUUUUUUACGCACACACAUGUCUUUUGAACUUUAAUUAAUUAAUUUUUUUAAAUAAUUAUUUUAGCAAAAAUUAGCAAUAUUUCUACACAAUAGACUUUUAUUUUAUUUUUUCUCUCUUUCAUUGUUUUUCCAUAUAAUAUAGACUGAAGGUUCGAAUCGAUUUGAGUCGUGCCGAUACUAUCCUCGUUCUUCCGAGUGAUAAUGAUCAUGAUAAUGAUUCGAGUCGCUGCCACGAUGACUUAUUUCCAUGACGUCGAUCGUUCAAAUGCUCAAUUAAAAUCUGAACUAACCCUUUCCUUCUCAAAAUGAUCAUGUAAUUUGAUAUUUUCACAAUAAAUAAAUUUGCAAUGCAACAAUUUUAUUAAAAUUUGUAAUAAAAAUUUUGUUCCUAAUUAUUGCACAAGACGACAAUUUGUUAUUUUUUCUGCAAAGUAUAUUAUGACACUAAAUCAUGAUAAAGAGUUUUGCAGAAAAGAACGAAUAAUUAUCUGAGAAUAAAAGGGUUAAACGGGCGAUCGCGUAUCAAUCGAACAAUCUUUUUUACAAUAAGAAUAAAAGGAAGUCAAAUGAUCGACGGUACUCAACAGUAUACUGCCAAACGAUCGCGAUUCGAGGAGAAAUUGCAGAUCGUUGAAUGAAAAAUCGCGGUUAAUCAGAAUUUUUGAGAACGAAAAGCUACUGCGAUACAAAAAAAAA
Messenger RNA from Formica exsecta, 5114 nucleotides. RefSeq names its product neuroligin-4, Y-linked (gene NLG-3). Gene Ontology annotation, molecular function: signaling receptor activity; neurexin family protein binding. The record is from RefSeq and is a predicted model, not a curated record. Gene Ontology annotation, biological process: modulation of chemical synaptic transmission; chemical synaptic transmission; postsynaptic membrane assembly. Bases 942 to 3386 code for a protein of 814 amino acids. The transcript has 12 exons. Lineage: Eukaryota; Metazoa; Arthropoda; Insecta; Hymenoptera; Formicidae. Gene Ontology annotation, cellular component: synapse; cell surface; postsynaptic membrane.